This is a messenger RNA of Adelges cooleyi (spruce gall adelgid), 2212 nucleotides long. Its product is annotated as zinc finger protein 724-like. The coding region runs from base 341 to 1963 and encodes 540 amino acids. NCBI's taxonomy places the organism in Eukaryota, Metazoa, Arthropoda, Insecta, Hemiptera, Adelgidae. Gene Ontology annotation, biological process: regulation of transcription by RNA polymerase II. The transcript has 6 exons. The record is from RefSeq and is a predicted model, not a curated record. Gene Ontology annotation, molecular function: DNA-binding transcription factor activity, RNA polymerase II-specific; RNA polymerase II cis-regulatory region sequence-specific DNA binding.
UAUUUUUGAAAAGCCCGCGCUUUUCAGUUUACCUUCACUGCAUUGCAUCUCCAGCCGGUGGUUAUCACCCCUAUCACACACAAACACUCACACACACACAAACAUCAUUAUCAUGACGUAACAAUGUAAAUGUUGUUUUGGCAUCCAACUUUCUAUAAAACAUGAAUAAUUUUUUUAAUAAUAUGCAAUAUUGUAUGAAGUAUAUCCAUAUACAUGACACAAAUUUGACUUCGUGAGUGAUUUUAUACCUGUUUUACGAGAACAGAGCCUCGAGAUACAUUAUUGUUCUAUAGCUGUGUAAUAAUUACUCGUGAGAAAUAAACAAAAACCCAGAGUUAAAAUGACCAAUCUUAGCAAUGGAACCAUUAUCAAACUAGAAGAAAAUAAGAUCGAGAUAGAGCAGUGUUCUAAAGCCUUAUUGAAAACAACAGAACCAAAUCACAUAGAAAACUCAUACAAAAGUUCUACGACAAACCAAAACGAUUAUAAAAGAAUUAUUGAUGGAAAUGCAUAUAGACUUAAUGAAGCAGGAGGUAUUAAAAUUGAAGAAGGAGAAACGGACGAUUAUUAUUAUAAGUCUAUUUUUGAGGUAGAAGCAGAAAAUAAACAAUGGAAAGAGCAACAAAAUACAAUCGACGCGAAUGAAUACAACGUUGUUAAUUCGAAAAUCAAAGUUGAAGACAAAACAGACGGUUAUUACCAUAGCAUAGAGAACAAAAUUGAUAAAGACAAUGAAGAUAUGAAAAAGGAAUUAUCUGAAACCUUUAUAAGUGAAACAAAAUCGAGUAACAUUGAAAAAUUAUAUAAUAGUCGUGUGACAGCACGGAACGAUCUUCAAAAAAUAUUUGACGGGAAUAUAUACAAACUUAAUGAAGCAGGAGGAAUUAAAAUUGAAGUAGGAGAAACGGACGAUUAUUAUUAUAAGUCUAUUUUUGAGGUAGAAGCAGAAAAUAAACAAUGGAAAGAGCAACAAAAUACAAUCGACGCGAAUGAAUACAAAGUCAAUGAUACGAGUUAUGAAGGGAAUAAACAAACUGAUGGUUGUCAAGUCGAGUCUUGGAUUGAAAAAGGUGUCAAUAAUCAAAUAGCACGAAAGAAUGACAAUAAAUAUAUAAAAGAACGACGAAUAUUCCACUGCGAUUUUUGUCAAACGUCGUACCGUACUAAAAAGCAAAUAACAUUACAUAUAGUAAAAUCCCACAAAAGUUCAAAUAACCAAUAUUCUACCCUAAAAAAUAGCAUUAUACAUAACAAUAAAUAUACUAGAGCAUUCACCAAAAACAUCAUCCGACACUACAAAUGUGAUGUUUGUUUUAAAGAUUUUUCGUGUAAAUCACUACUCACUAAACACGAACGAGUACACAAUGGGGAAAAGCCCUAUAAAUGCGCUGUUUGCUCAAAGUCGUUUUCUCAAAAAUAUAAUCUAACAGCUCAUGAACGAGUGCACACUGGAGAAAAACCUUAUAAAUGUGAUGUUUGUUUAAAGUCAUUUUAUACAAAUUCAGACCUCACAAAACAUAAACGCGUGCACACUGGAGAAAAACCUUAUAAAUGUGAUGUUUGUUUAAAGUCAUUUUAUACAAAUUCAGACCUCACAAAACAUAAACGCGUGCACACUGGAGAAAACCCUUAUAAAUGUACUGUUUGUUUAAAGUCGUGUUAUUCAAAUGCAGACCUCACAAAACAUAAACGCGUGCACACUGGAGAAAAGCCCUUUCAGUGUUUGGUAUGUUUAAAAUCAUUUUCUGAAAAACCUUCGCUUACAAAUCACAAACGAGUGCACUCAGGAGAAAAACCCUACAAAUGUGCGGUCUGCUUAAAAUCGUUUUCCUUAAACGGAAAUCUCACAAAACAUGAACGAGUACAUGCUGGUGAAAAACCCUACAAAUGUGCUGUAUGUUUUAAGUCGUUUACUGAUAAAUCAAGCCUCACAAAACACAACAAACGCGUACACUCUGAUUGAUUACCCUUAAAAAUAUAUUUACUCAAGUUUAUUUUCUCAAUAAUCGAAGUUUAUAAAUUUUAACUUAAAAUUAUAUAGUAAUAUAUUUUUUAUUUUAUUACUAACAUAAAAUUGUGUAUAUGUGCGUUACUUAUUUCAAUCAAUGUUUAUUGAAACGUGUUUAUAUACUUCUAGAGCAAAAUGUAUUUUUAAUUAUAUUGUUAGAUAUUGUGUUUAAUCAGUGCACGUUAAAAAUUGUAAGCUACUCGA